This is a messenger RNA of Lepisosteus oculatus (spotted gar), 4094 nucleotides long. It is a transcript of the gene gabra6b, whose product is annotated as gamma-aminobutyric acid type A receptor subunit alpha6b. The record is from RefSeq and is a predicted model, not a curated record. Gene Ontology annotation, molecular function: inhibitory extracellular ligand-gated monoatomic ion channel activity; GABA-gated chloride ion channel activity; benzodiazepine receptor activity. Gene Ontology annotation, cellular component: plasma membrane; neuron projection; postsynapse. Gene Ontology annotation, biological process: chloride transmembrane transport; signal transduction; gamma-aminobutyric acid signaling pathway. Lineage: Eukaryota; Metazoa; Chordata; Actinopteri; Semionotiformes; Lepisosteidae.
UAUUCGAUUAUUGUCAAUGCUCUCCGUCCGUGCUUCUCCGUCUCUUAAAACUCUAGUUUUCCUACUGAGCCAGUCAGAUGAGGCACAAACGCACAAGUGAAGUCGCUGAGGACGGGGAGUAAAGCAUCCCGAUUCACAUUGAAGCUUAGGAUCAAAAUUUUAGAAGAAUCAAAAUAUGGAAUAUGCAAAUUAUUACAGUUGACAAGGGCUUUUUGGUCUUGUGCGCCAGAGGCAUGGCUUUUCUGAUAAAUCGCUUUCUCUUGGUUUGUGUUGGCGUGGCGUGGGGAACCCAGCCAACAGAAGUGAGCAUCUUUUCAGAAAACAUCACACGUAUUUUGGACAGGCUGCUGGAUGGCUACGAUAACCGACUACGACCUGGAUUUGGAGGUCCUGUUACUGAAGUCAAAACAGACAUCUUUGUUACCAGUUUUGGCCCAGUUUCAGAUGUUGAGAUGGAAUAUACAAUGGAUGUAUUCUUUAGACAGACAUGGAUUGAUGAGAGAUUGAAGUUUGAUGGGCCCAUUGAAAUUCUUAGACUCAACAAUCUAAUGGUUAGUAAGAUCUGGACUCCUGACACCUUCUUCAGAAAUGGCAAGAAGUCCAUCUCUCACAACAUGACCACCCCUAACAAGCUUUUCAGGAUCAUGCAGAAUGGGACAGUGCUAUAUACAAUGAGACUCACCAUCAAUGCAGAAUGCCCCAUGAGAUUAAUGAACUUUCCAAUGGAUGGUCAUGCAUGUCCUUUGAAGUUUGGUAGCUAUGCCUAUCCCAAAAGUGAAAUCAUUUAUACAUGGAAGAAGGGACCAUUGUACUCAGUAGAAGUCCCAGAAGAGUCAUCAAGUUUACUUCAGUAUGAUCUAAUAGGACAGACUGUGUCAAGUGAAACACUUAAAUCAAACACAGGUGAAUACAUAGUUAUGACAGUUUACUUCUACCUGCAAAGGAAGAUGGGAUACUUCAUGAUUCAGACAUACAUUCCGUGCAUAAUGACAGUCAUACUUUCUCAGGUGUCCUUUUGGAUCAAUAAGGAGUCAGUUCCUGCUAGAACUGUAUUUGGUAUCACCACUGUCCUUACCAUGACUACCCUCAGCAUCAGUGCUCGACACUCCCUGCCGAAAGUGUCCUACGCCACUGCCAUGGACUGGUUCAUAGCAGUAUGCUUUGCCUUUGUCUUUUCUGCGCUCAUUGAGUUUGCGGCUGUCAACUACUUUACCAACAUCCAGGCUCAGAGAGCACUGCGAAAGGUGGCCAAGGCAGCAGCAUUAGAGGCUGCAGCUGCAACGAGCGAGGAGGAGAUUGUGUCGCACUCAGAUUCCAAUAGCAGCCUAAAGAAGAGAUUGAACUCUGUGGUUUCCCGUAACGAACCGCCGAUUGAAGAAAGCUAUACACCCCCACCACAGCCACAAUUCCUGCAGCAAGGAUCUGCCAUUCCUGCAAAUAUCCAACUUACGGGGACAAGCAAAAUAGACAAAUAUGCCCGUAUACUUUUCCCUUUGUCCUUUGGUGCAUUCAACCUUGUGUACUGGAUUGUCUAUCUGUCAAAGGAUACCAUGGAGCUAUCAACUCACUCUUGAAGACAGGUUCAGCUGAAAGCUAAGAGCAGUACUGCAGACAGAGAAAAGUCAGAUGAAAAUGAUGGACUUGAGUGCUUGUUGGACUUGAGAUAUGUUUAUAUUAAAUUUGUUUUACCAUGUUAUGUAGUGUUAAUGAAGAAUUAAUAAUUGUGUUUUCGAGCCUCAUUCAAAUAAUGCAAAACCAUUUUUCAUAUCUGGUUUGACAUUUUCAAUACAUACGGUAUGAUUACGUCAAUUAACAAGGACUGGUAGUAUUGAAAUGAAAUGACAGUAAAAAUUGUAAUGCUUCAGUUUGCUCUCCUGAUUAUCUGUAAACUUGCAUUUUUAUGGAGCUCUAGGUUAAGCUAGCAUUACUAACUAAUCAAAAACAGACUUUGAGUGUGAGCAUCUCAUUGGCCUUAUUCUGAAAUUAGUGUCUUAGAAGAGGCAUUUAAUUUAUGGAGACUGAAAUAGAAAAGAAGAAGAAUCCGAAGUUUAAGUGACUCCCAAGGUCAGUUUAUCAGCACUUGAGUCCGGAAUCAAUUUAGAUCAACAUUAUCACAUGUUCAGACAAGAAUAAAAUAAAUUUGCAGCAUGUCUGGUAUGCUGGUUCACACUACUCAAUACCGACCCAUUUAAUUUGCCUGUUAAUUAGAGCCAUUCCUCUUGUAUGAGAUGCAUUAAAGGAUAUAUUUGUCUUCUUUGACUAAGCAGAGAAACCCUUCUCCUUUUUGGUAUUAGAGUAUUUUCAAAUUCUCUUCUGUUGGCAUUCCGCUUUCUUUAAUCUGUCUCUUUGUUCUAUAUUGCAGGAAGAAUGACCCUCACUUUUGGAAGUCACUUCAGAAGUGUGUAGUGAAACACGAAGACCUUGCUGCUGUCUCUUUCAUUUUUGUAUCAUAGGUGUUGCAUUUUUCCAUGCCAGCUUUUAUUGUCUGGAGGUAGUGUUGAGGCUUUUGCUCAUUUAGAAUUUCUUUGCCUUUAGCCAACCUUUAAAUAUAUUUAACGCAGGGAUUUUAUUUGCUCUCAGAGCACAUCUGGUUCUGGUGGCAUUUCUUUCAAUCCUAAAUGCCUUUUUCCUUUCUUUCUGUUUGAAUCAGGGCUUUCACAAUUGCAGCUGAAGUACUGACAUAACCCUGCAGGCUUGUGCAGUACAGUACUUUGUCUCUGUAAAUGUGUACAUGCAUUACAUUUAAAGCAGAUGUGUGUGGUUCCGAUGGGUUGAUGGAGCUGAUUGUGAGAGUCAUUUGUUUUGGGAAACUCAGUUUUGUCAUUUUAAACCAAAUCUUUGGACCUGACUGUUAAAACAUCAUUUUUUGCAGACUAUACAGAGUUACGUGCCGGUACACAACAGAACUCUAUUUAGUCAGCCAGCAAAUACAAAAGUUACGUUACUUUAAAACUCUUAAAAACCAAAGUUGUAGGAGGCCUCAGAUACCAACUAGUUAUGAUAGUUAUGUAUGAAAGGCAGUUUGCACAAGACAACCUAUGGGAAAACAGGGUUAAAAGCAACUAAAUUGUUAGACACAUAUUUGGUAUUUUCAUUGUAAAUCUCAGUGAAAUAUGCAACUACUUAGCUUUUGUUGUUUGCCAGGAAAAAUAUACCUGAAAUGACAAGUUAAUUUGUCAUGCUUGUUCGCUGUGUUUUUGAGUUUUUGCCAUUUGGUAUUAUUCUGUAUUACAGCAUCUGUUUUGCAAAUGAAAACUAAAUGAUUGACGGCAGACAGACAAGGAUUUGUGUUGAGAAAUAAUGUGAUUUAAAUCACACAUCACAUUUACAUUACAAUUAUUAUAGUCAAUAUAUUAUAUAAAAUAUCUAUAAUUGUUAUAAUCUAUAUAAAAUAUAUUAAAUGUAUAUAACAUCCUCUCAUACUUUAGUGUACAUAUUUCACUCUUAUUUAAUUUUAAAAACAGGUUACCUUUAUUUCUAUUUUGUUCUAUCAGUUUCAUCAAUGAAUUUUAAACCUGUUAUUGGGGAUCAAUUUCCCAGUAAUAUUUUCCAUGGAUAGACAAAGACAUUUGUUUUGGGAGAUUAAAGGUAAGCCAGAAUAGGUCUUAAUGUAUAAUAUAAUAACAUUUAAAUUUCUAUGCAUAUGCCACUGGGGACAUUUACUGAACAUGUAGAUUUUGUCCCCAUGGAAAAAGGCAGCUCCAAUGAAGAAUUAUUUUAUACUCAAUAAUUUUAAGAAACUCCUAAGUUUUUUUUAUAAAGUUUUCUUUACAUCUCAAAGCUGUUACUAUAUAUUUUCUGUCACUUUUUUAAAUGGACGCUAUUGACAGAUUUUCAACCCCCAAUUUUCAACACAUUUGGUUUAAAUAUAUUAAAUGUCUUUUUUCUUUCAAGUCAGUGGUGGCUGCAUACUGUGCUGUACUGUAUAUCCUUGUUUUACAUGUUUUGUAGAAAAAAGUGUUAUAAUUAGUUAAGGAAUGUUAAUCUUUUCUUACCAAUAAAUAUGCAUAUGUACAGUUUAAAUUAAAAUUGAGUAUACUUGUGCAUUGAUAAUGAGCAGAACAUACAAUACAAUAAAAACAUACUUUAUCUGA